Molecule: messenger RNA, 336 nt
Organism: Soboliphyme baturini
Lineage: Eukaryota; Metazoa; Nematoda; Enoplea; Dioctophymatida; Soboliphymatidae
Source: the annotation of a GenBank genome assembly
AUGGAGGGGAGGAGAUCGAUCGUCAUCGGUCCAGGUCCGGUUCUCAUACUCGAGAUCGUAGGCGUCGGUCCCGCAGUUUACGCCGGAGAUCUCGUUCGCGGUCACCGCAUAGAAUCAAAUCCAGGCGUUCCAGAAAUAUCGACCGUUCCUGCUCCAGAACUUGACGAAGAAACUCUGCUGAAGCAGACGCUGGGUUUCACGUCGUUCGACUCUACGAAGGGAAAGAAGGUUCCAUCAAACGUCAGGGGCUUAUCCAGUGUUCAUAAAAAGCGGAAAUACAGACAAUACAUGAACCGUCGCGGUGGUUUCAAUCGACCUUUAGAUCCGAUUGCUUGA